This is a messenger RNA of Mercenaria mercenaria, 2219 nucleotides long. RefSeq lists its product as uncharacterized. The coding region runs from base 53 to 1246 and encodes 397 amino acids. The record is from RefSeq and is a predicted model, not a curated record. The transcript is spliced from 9 exons. NCBI's taxonomy places the organism in Eukaryota, Metazoa, Mollusca, Bivalvia, Venerida, Veneridae.
UUAAGCCAAGGAGUGUAAAGUUUAAUGUAAGAGUAUUGUUGCAAUUCACACAAUGACGAGACUGAUUUCCCUUGGCAUACUAUUUUGUUUUGUAACAUGCUGUUAUGGUACAAAGUGUUUUGAGUGCCAGCAUGUACCAUACCCACGUGACUGUUCGAAGCUGACAGUUUGCAAUCCUGAUGAGGUUUGUUUCACGGAACAAGUUGUAACAUCAAGCCGAAAUGUAGCUUUCAUUUCCGGCUGUCUACCAAAAUCACAAUGUCCUUCCGUUUCGAUAUCUCUCAUUGGUAAAAGGUCAGCGAACAUUGUGAAUAAACGCUCAACAGAUAUCUUAACGUGUAGAGAAUGCUGUGCCGGUGAUUUCUGCAACAUGAAGGGAUGCGGAACACACGAAAUUCCCAUUGAUCAACGCGGUCCUUACUGUUACACGUGUGAUGUGAAAAACCCCAAAGAUUGUACCAAUGUUACUGUCUGUGGCAAAAAUGAACUGUGCAUGUUAUACCAUCCCCUUGGAUUGGGUGGCCGCCCUAGCACUUUGUACAGAGGUCAAUGUGAAACACGUGCGGCAUGUAAUGCAUUAACACAAGCAUUCAGCAAUCAAAAUUGUAACCCGAUAUGCUGCAAUACAGAUUUCUGUAACGAUCGUUGUGGAACUCCCUCAAACAUCACCAUGACAACAUCACAUCCACACACCUCUGAUGCAAAGACCAUUAUAACAGAAAACAAACAGACAGCUACAACGAAGCCAAACUUGCAUACCGUUACUACAGCUAUGACAACUCUAUCGUCUACGAAUUCGUACUGCAACAAAAGAAAUUACGUGUAUUUACAAAAUGCGCAUGCGCAGCUUUGUAUCCAUGUUGCAAGUCAUCAUAGGCCAGUAUCCUGGGAUGACGCUCGAGCAUCGUGCAAAGCAGAGGGAGAAGAUCUUGCUGUUUUAGAUACUCACGAAAAGACUUUAUUACUACGAGACUGGCUACGAAGUCAUUAUCAACAUAAUCACACUUUCUACUGGAUAGGGGCCAAAGACUUCAAAAAUAAUAACCAUUUCUCCUGGACAAACGGCCAAACAGUACUGAAGACAGAAGCUGAUUGGAAUAGGGGCGAGCCAGAUCAUGUAAUGCACAACAAGGAUCAAGACUGCGUCAGCAUAAACAAUAAACAUAAUACCCACACAACUUUUAAGUGGUAUGACUUGGAUUGCAAUGAACGAGGGCAUUUUAUUUGUGAACGGACACAAACAUAGAUUUCAGGACUGUUUUUUUUCUACGUUCGAAAGGCCUGAUGUUAAGAUUUUUCUUCCAGAUUAAUCAAAGACUACUUACGAUCUAUCAUUUGAUUCAAGGAAAUCGAAGUCCUUGCUUGUGUGAAUAAUCAAUUUAAAGACAUCAAAGAUUAUAAAUUAAUGAGAUUUCCUUUUAUGAAACCAACUGUAAAGAUUCAGUCAUUUUUGAUAUAUUAACAUACACAUUGGAAUGUGUAAAUAUUAUCCAGGUAUUUACAAUUUUAAGCAACAUGAUAUUCGGGCAGAUAAUUACGAGGUCCCAAAAACUAAGUAUUGAUAUUCCUAUGUAAAACUACGUUAAUAUAUCCUUUAGAAAACACUAACAUAUAAUAAAUGAAUGUGCCUUCUUCCCAUAUCUUUUCUUUAGAUAUAUUUUUAAACAUGACAAUUUAAAUUCAAAUCAAAAGCUAAAGGUUAAGGUCAUUCGUCACCGUUUUUCUUGAAGGCUGUAGCAGUUGUAAGGUAUAAAAUCAAAUUGUUGGUUAAUCAGAUCUGAGAUACGUCAUUGACUGGUUUGAAACUUUAGGUGUGGAAGUGUACACAUAUUCUAAAACAGCGAACAUGGAGUCAUACCAGAUGUUUCUAAUAUUUCUUGGUACCUUUUAACUAUUGUUUUACAAUUGAAAGGGAGAUAACCCAAUCUACAAACAUCGAACUCGAAGGGAACGGCAAAAUUUGCUCGAGUUAUCAGUAGUUCGAACCAUUGAACAAUAUACGUUUUACAGGAAUUUUGCCUGGACCCGAUGAUGGAGUUUGAGUGAUGGGCGGUGCUCAAUUAUCAGAGUUCAAGAGAACGAAAUUUAAUUGCAUUAGCAAACAAUUCAAUUCCACAAGUGCAGCAGGACAGCAACGCUCGACUAUUUAAUAGCCUUGUCGCUAAAGAAAGUUAAAUGGAUGAAUACAAGUCGAAAAAGGGGCGUAUUUUUGUAUUCAU